GCUGCUCUGAGGGAGGAGUCGAGAAGGGGGCGGAGCCCCCUAAGGCCUCGCCCCCAGGUCCCCUGCCCCGCUGGGCAGGCGUUUCAGUCCCUUGCAGUCUGGGAGCUGCGGAGCUUCCAGCUACCCUCUAGAUCUCACUGGUCGGAUCGUCCUCCUGGCCCCGCCAAAUAGGCGGGGGGAGCGGCCCCGAUCGAGGGGUCAUGGCAGUAGCCUCCUCGUCCCCCGCCGUCGCUAGCCUCGCGGAGUCGCCGGCUUCUGCGCGAGGGAUCCCCACCGCCUCGGCAGGCUAAGGAGCCGCUGCCGCCACAGAGCUGCGAGGGCUACUAUGCUCCCUCUCUGCCUCCGCCUCCCGGUCCCGCCCGCGCAGGCACCCCUCUGGCAGCUCAGUCCCGCCUCAGGUAUAGGGGGCCCGCGAAGGUUUUGUAAACAGGAGUUUGAUGUGUUUGGAUUAUCUCUGGUGAAAACGUGGAGGAAGAAUUGAAAGCGAAGACAGAAAGCCUCCACAGGCAGUGUCAAACCAGAAGAGAAGUAAAAUUCAACAAAAACUUAUUAUGUGUGGAGUUCCAUCUUAAAAGAAGAAAAACGUGAUUCUUGAGACUAUGGAUCGGAGCAAACGGAAUUCAAUUGCGGGAUUUCCUCCACGUGUGGAGCGACUUGAAGAGUUUGAAGGAGGUGGUGGAGGGGAUGGGAACAUGACCCAGGCGGGAAGAAUUUGGCCAUCUUCAUAUCGAGCUCUUAUAAGUGCCUUUUCCAGACUGACACGUUUGGAUGACUUCACCUGUGAAAAAAUAGGGUCUGGCUUCUUCUCUGAAGUGUUCAAGGUGCGUCACCGAGCUUCUGGUCAAGUGAUGGCCCUUAAGAUGAACACGUUGAGCAGUAACCGGGCAAACAUGCUAAAAGAAGUACAGCUCAUGAAUAGACUGUCUCAUCCUAACAUCCUUAGGUUUAUGGGUGUGUGUGUACAUCAAGGACAACUACAUGCACUUACAGAGUAUAUCAACUCCGGGAACCUGGAACAGUUGCUAGACAGUAACCUGCAUCUGCCCUGGACUGUGAGGGUGAAACUGGCAUAUGACAUAGCAGUGGGCGUCAGCUACCUUCACCUCAAAGGCAUUUUCCAUCGGGACCUCACAUCUAAGAACUGCCUGAUAAAGAGGGAUGAGAAUGGUUACUCUGCAGUGGUAGCUGACUUUGGCCUUGCUGAGAAGAUCCCUGAUGUCAGCAUGGGGAAUGAGAAGCUGGCUGUGGUAGGUUCACCCUUCUGGAUGGCACCUGAGGUUCUCCGGGAUGAGCCCUAUAAUGAGAAGGCAGACGUGUUCUCUUAUGGUAUCAUCCUCUGCGAGAUCAUUGCCCGCAUCCAGGCUGACCCGGACUAUCUUCCCCGCACAGAGAACUUCGGGCUGGACUAUGAUGCUUUCCAGCACAUGGUAGGAGACUGUCCCCCAGACUUUCUGCAGCUCACCUUCAACUGCUGUAAUAUGGAUCCCAAACUGCGCCCAUCCUUUGCGGAGAUUGGGAAGACCCUGAAGGAAAUUCUGAGCCGACUACAGGAAGAAGAGCUGGAGGGGGACAGAGACCUGCAGCCCACAGCCAAGGGACACUUGGAGAAAGCACCCGGAGUGAAGCGACUAAGCUCACUGGAUGACAAGAUUCCCCCCAAGUCGCCACAACCAAGACGUACUAUCUGGCUGUCUCGAAGCCAAUCAGAUAUCUUCUCCCACAAGCCCCCACGUACAGUCAACGUUCUGGACCCCUACUACCGGCCACAACGAGACGGCGCUGCCCGCAUCCCCAAAGUCAAUCCUUUCAGUGCUCGCCAGGACCUCAAGGGUGGCAAGAUUAAGUUCUUUGACCUGCCAAGCAAGUCUGUAAUCUCCCUAGUAUUUGACUUGGAUGCACCAGGGCCUGCAACUAUGCCCCUGGCUGACUGGCAGGAGCCCCUGGCUGCUCCUCUUCGCCGGUGGCGUUCCUUGCCUAGUUCACCAGAGUUCUUGCAUCAGGAGGCCUCUCCAUUUGUGGGCCGGGAAGAAUCACUAUCUGAUGGACCUCCACCACGCCUCAGUAGUCUCAAGUACAGAGUAAGAGAGAUCCCACCAUUCAGGGCAUCUGCCCUACUAGCUGCUCCAGCCCAUGAGGCUAUGGACUGCUCUAGUUCCCAGGAAGAAAACGGUUUGGGGCCCAGGCCCCAGGGCACCAGUCCAUGCCCUGUAAGUGCCUCUGAGGAGAUGGAGGUAGAAGAAAGGCCAAGAGGUUUGGCUCCAGUCCCCUCUCCAUCUCAGGCAUAGUCCAACAAACCCAGAGAGCAGUAUGGGGGAAGGUGUUGGUCCCUGCUUCACCUUGGGGAUGGACCUUCAACUGAAGCCAUAGGACCCCUUGAUGCACAGCCUUGACUCUUCCCUGGAGCCCACAGAGCAGGCUAGACCAAGCUCGGCUCAACUUCUGGGCUCCCAGUGCCCAACGGCUGUGUAUGAGAAGGAAGGCAGCAGCGAAAGGCCUUGCCAGUUAGGGCCGACAGCUGAUACCACACCUCUAAAAUCCAGCAAAGAGCCCUGGCUCCCACCUGACCCUCCAAUGUACGUCCCCAAAGGACUCCUAGUUCUAGGUUGAGCUGGCAGGCAGCUAUCACCAUGGUUCUUCUCCCACUCCAGGUCUGUCUCUUGCCCUUUCUUGGGGCAUGUAAGCUACUGGCUGAAACCUGGAGUCAACUAGGAGGCCAUAAAGGGCAUGACUGUUUCUCAGACCUGAAGACUGGGGUGCUUCUUGCCAGUAUGUCUAAGGCACUUGAAUAAUUGCUGUUUGCACUUACUGCAUGGUCAGACCACGUCACUACAUUUCUAUGCAAGGGGAGGGCACAGCAGCGUGGUGGUCAUGGUUCUUAGCUAAUCUAUUCAAAGACUUUUCCAGUUGAUUAAUCUAUUUUCGUAUUUAUAAAGGAGUCUUAAUGUUCUGCCCCAUAAAACUUUCAACCUUAUGGUUGGGAGUGGGGCUGGUUUUGUAGGCCGUAGGGCCUGCUCUAUGUAUUUGUCGACAUGUGAUACACCCAACUGGGUUAAACGGUUUAUACAUGGACUGAUUUUCUUCCCUUCCUGCUAUAGCUGGAGCUUCGGGAACAGUCUGUCCUCAAAGAACUGCAAUAAGAAAUAACCAAAGAUGAAGGUGGUCAAAUAUUUUCAUAACUUGUUUCUGUUUUUUUUUUUUUUGUAAAUCUUUCCCAAGACACUUUCACACUUUCAGAUUUAAAAAUAAAGUCGGUGUUACAGG
Tupaia belangeri chinensis (Chinese tree shrew) is the source of this 3261-nucleotide messenger RNA. It is a transcript of the gene TESK2, whose product is annotated as testis associated actin remodelling kinase 2. Gene Ontology annotation, molecular function: ATP binding; protein serine/threonine kinase activity. The transcript has 12 exons. Lineage: Eukaryota; Metazoa; Chordata; Mammalia; Scandentia; Tupaiidae. Gene Ontology annotation, cellular component: cytoplasm; nucleus. The record is from RefSeq and is a predicted model, not a curated record. Gene Ontology annotation, biological process: protein phosphorylation; actin cytoskeleton organization. Bases 600 to 2285 code for a protein of 561 amino acids.